CCGACUUCAGAGUUGCUCUAGUGCCCCAUCUCCUGAAAAUGCAACCAACCGACGCGUUGUUUUCUUGGAGCUCCUCUUACUUACGACCAUCACGACCAUACCAUUGCCUUAGUCUUGGAUCAUUUUACGAAUAAUACGAGAGGCACAUAUACAAAACGGUAACAAUGAUGGAAAGUCCACCCAUCGACAUCUCAAACCCCGCGGUCAGGGAUUACAUGGCCCUCGUGCGGUUGCAGGUGUUGACACCUCUUUCUUUGCUGAUCAACAUCGCGACUGUGAUGGUCUGUGCAGUCAUGGUUGACCCCAGCCUCCGCAGGAUUGCGGAGCUGUAUCCAUCUUCCAUCUCCCCCCAUCCCCGUUUGAUUGGCAUUUAUAUCAUAGCCAUCUAUCUUUUCCAAAUCGGCUAUUGUGUAUUGCUUGUUAUCGCUCGUAAACCAGAAACCAAGAGAACACUUGUUCGCGGCGUCGGCCUACCGCUUGUAGUCGCGAAUUGGAUCAUGGCUGGAUGGGCAAUUGCAUGGGUAAUGCAAUGGUUCCUCACGUCCACCAUUUUGCUUGGGCUACUCCUUGUGCUGCUCCUCUACGCUAACGUUGUUCUACUCAUAUACCACGCGCCUACUCGAGAAAGACCUCUCGAUGUCGCAUUGAUCCACGCCCCCAUGCGUCUCUUCCUUAUCCUCCCGUUGGAAGUCCUCUUCCCAUACAGCCUCUUUAUCACUCUUGGGUUGACGUGGUCGCCAGGUGAACCACAACAUUACGCAAGGGGUCAGUGGGCUGGUUUUGGCGUCGUGCUUGGCGUCAACCUCCUCGGUCUUGUUGUAAUUGUUUUGAGGCAUGAUAUUGUGUGGUGUGUAGCUGCGAGCUGGCUAUGCGCCAGCAUUUGGAGUCUCAAACCUAAACCUUUCCCUGUUUUUGUGAGUCUUACCAUUUCGAAACCUCUGUCGUUCUCGACACCAGGCUUACACCGUUUGGCUUUCAGAUCACCGCUGUGAUCUUUACGGUUGUUCACCCUCUCGCUCUCGUAGCAUCGUUCUUAUGGGUCAAGCUCCGUGGAGGGGAGAGGCGUGGGCCUAUUGCAUUACCGCCCGAUGAAGAAGAUGAUCAUUCCGGGAACCCAAGACGAGAGAGGGGACCGAGGGAGGUUGAUGCUGAAGCCUUGUGGGGAUGAGUAUCUCACUGACUUGUUCGAGGUAGUUAGUAUGAGUAGUUCAGCUGGUUUUGUCCUUUGAGACUUUACUGUACGUCAUGUUUGUUGUAUUGAUAUCAUAUGCCCACUUAUUGUUCAUGAUGACGAUGUAAGUGUCUGGUUAGACCGCCUUUAGGGCGCCAGAUCCAGGUAAGAUCUUAGCCCAGGUUGUUACAAUAGUUAUGAUGACCACUGGGCCUAAGAUUCAGUCUGUAAUAUGUCCGAAUAUAUACACCAUGUUCUG
Molecule: messenger RNA, 1430 nt
Organism: Somion occarium
Lineage: Eukaryota; Fungi; Basidiomycota; Agaricomycetes; Polyporales; Cerrenaceae
Source: the annotation of a GenBank genome assembly